ACAUCUUUACGGGGGAGUGUUAGUUCAAAGUAAGGGCUUGUCCGGUGUAGCAGACUACAAAUGUUGCAGUAGAAAUGAAUUAAAAUCCCAGGUGGGGUUGAGGUGUUGGAACCACAAGUCCAAGCCAGAGAGAGAGAGAGAGAGAGAGAACAGUAAACUUGAUGUGCAUGUAAAGAGGUAGAACAGUGAAGCUGACUUUGAUGUGCAUGUAAGACGGUUGAACAGGAGGUUUUGGGACAGAGGCUCAGCUAGUACUGAGCCCAGUCGACCAGGGUGCGCCCACCGAAGCAAAUGCCGGGAAGGAUGAAACUAUUUGUUUCCCGAGGAAGAGAAAACUACAAGUCUAAUAUAUAUAACAAAAGAUUGUUCUCCUCGUGUAUGUAUGUAUGGUUGUACUAGUACAAAAAGAAAACAAAGAAAGGACUCUCUUUCUCUUUAGCUUGUGUAACAUGAGAUUAUUCAGGAUAGGAGACAACCUCCAACCCUAAUUCCUGGUCUUGUCUUUGGCCUUUUCUCCUUGCUAUUCUUAUCUUCUCUUUGCUUGGGUUGGUGGAUUUUUUUUUAAUCUUUUCACACACACUGUUCAAUAAGGAGCUUGUUCUUUCAAGUCCCAAGAUUAUCUUAUUCUGAUCUCUCACCCUCAAAAUCUCUCUUCUUUGGCAUAUUUUCUCUAUUGUUUUUCCAAGCCUCCCUAGUGAUUUCUUGUCUCCUUUUUUUUACUCAAUUCGGUCUACUUUAUCAACGUUGAUUUUGUUUAUUUUUUAUUUUUUUUCUAAGCUUUAAGCCUUGCAAUUCUUCAAAGAUCUAGAGACCUUUAUUUUUUUGUUUCUCACUCUCUCUCUCUCUCUCUAUAAUAGGAACCCAUCUACCAAACUACUCUUUCUUCUCAACUUCCAUCAUGACCGAUCCCUACUCCAAUUACUCCAAUGGAUGGUUCAACCUCAAUCCUCUUUAUCACAUCUCUUCUUCCCCUUCUUCUUCCGAUCAAUCUUUGUGUUCUCCUCGGUAUGACUUCAACAAAUUGUACUACAAUAACUUCAACACCAACAACUAUCAUUACUCACCCCCCUCUCCCCCUCUCAGAGAAGCUCUUCCCCUCCUCAGUUUAGGCCCAACAAGGUAUGAUGAACAAGAGUCCUCCUGCAAUACUGCCAUGGAAGUGGACAUGAACAAGGGGAAGGAAGAGACCACCUUAUCCAGCUCUGCUGAUGAUGAAACUGUGACAGUAGCUCUACAUUUAGGGCUUCCAAGUCCUAGUUCUACGGAUCUCAUCUCAAGGCUCUCCUCUUCAGAGACAGAAGACAAGGAAGAAGUCACUGUUGCGUCUGGGUAUUCUUCCACAGGCAGUACUCUCAUCAAGGGUCAGUAUUGGAUCCCAACGCCUUCUCAGAUUCUGAUUGGUCCUACUCAGUUUGCUUGUCCUCUUUGCUUUAAGACCUUCAACAGAUACAACAACAUGCAGAUGCAUAUGUGGGGGCAUGGAUCUCAGUAUAGAAAAGGGCCAGAGUCUCUGAGGGGAACACAGCCAACGGCCAUGCUUAAACUCCCAUGCUUUUGCUGUGCACCCGGGUGCAGGAACAACAUCGAUCAUCCAAGAUCAAGACCACUCAAAGACUUCAGAACCCUUCAGACCCAUUACAAGAGAAAGCAUGGAAUCAAGCCUUUCAUGUGUAGGAAGUGUGGUAAGGCCUUUGCUGUGAGAGGUGACUGGAGAACCCACGAGAAGAACUGUGGGAAACUUUGGUACUGUGCUUGUGGGUCAGAUUUCAAGCACAAGAGGUCCCUCAAAGAUCAUAUCAAGGCAUUUGGGCAUGGCCAUGCAGCUUAUGGCAUCGACUGCUUCGAAGAAGAGGAUGAACCGGCAUCUGAAAUUGAGCAAGACAACGAAUCCUCGCAUAGUUAAAAUGUAAUCAGCUGUCUCCAUAUUAUAAGUAAAUUACCUAGCUAUAUCUCUCAUUUUGGGCUGACAUUGGGUUGUUUACUUCAACUAAGUGUAAUCGGUUGGCACUACGAUUACCUUUGAUCCAUGUUCUAUCUCUUUAAUUUACUUCCUUUUCUCUACUGUUUUUUUCCCCUUCAUUAGAACUUCCUAGCUAGUACUGUUGGAGAGAAUUAAAUAACGUUAAUAUUAAACCCCCAGUUCCUGUAAA
This is a messenger RNA of Vitis vinifera (wine grape), 2150 nucleotides long. Its product is annotated as zinc finger protein WIP2. Gene Ontology annotation, cellular component: nucleus. Lineage: Eukaryota; Viridiplantae; Streptophyta; Magnoliopsida; Vitales; Vitaceae. The record is from RefSeq and is a predicted model, not a curated record. Gene Ontology annotation, molecular function: DNA-binding transcription factor activity. Gene Ontology annotation, biological process: anatomical structure development; regulation of gene expression. Bases 899 to 1903 code for a protein of 334 amino acids. The transcript is spliced from 2 exons.